This is a messenger RNA of Sapajus apella (tufted capuchin), 6779 nucleotides long. RefSeq names its product family with sequence similarity 83 member H (gene SACK1H). Gene Ontology annotation, cellular component: keratin filament. Lineage: Eukaryota; Metazoa; Chordata; Mammalia; Primates; Cebidae. The record is from RefSeq and is a predicted model, not a curated record. The transcript is spliced from 5 exons. Gene Ontology annotation, molecular function: keratin filament binding. Bases 2796 to 6308 code for a protein of 1170 amino acids. Gene Ontology annotation, biological process: positive regulation of cell migration; intermediate filament cytoskeleton organization; protein localization to cytoskeleton.
CCCGGGUCGAGCCUGCCCGGCCGCCUCGACUCGCUCCUGCCCUCGCGGCCCAGUUGGCGUCUGGGUGCUGGGCACGGCCUGGACCCUUCCCUGGGGACGGCCGCUGUGGAGCGGGGUGGCCGGGUGCGGCCUGGAUCCCCGCGUGGAGAGCAGGGCGAGCGACGGGGGUGCUGCCCCUCGUGCCCACGUUGGGGUGGGGUGGGCGGAUGGGGCACUUAGCCGCCGCAGCCGCUAGCGCGUAGGGUGCACUGACCCCGUUGGGCGCUGGGGUGCCCACCCCGCAAGCUAUCACUGAGCUACUUCCGGCCUGUGGGCGCCGUCCUCCCCACCCCACCUUUCCGCCGCCUUGAGCCUCCGCGCCCUCCUGUGCCCGUCGGAACUUGGCACAGGCUAACUCCACGUCGUGUAGGAACUCUGGAUCCUUCCAUGGGGUCUUCCUUCCAGAUACCCACUUACUGCCAGAGUGGAGAGGGUGGGGUCCUUGACGUCCAGCUGAGAGCCCUGACCUCAAGUUACAGGUCAGGGGUCAGCAGAAGAGUGGAUUCGUGCUGAGUCACUGGCCAUGGGUGGGUUCUGUGCCCGCCCGCCCUCCCUUGGGCAGGGGUUUGCUACACAAAUGUGUGGACAUGCAGGCCACUGGGGUGCUCCAUCUCAGGCUCAGGAGUGGCUGCGGCCCAGUCCAUAGCCGGGGAGACACAGACCCAUGAAAGGAGACAACACGAGGAAUGAAGCCAUUGGAGGAAGCCAUUGGCAUCAUUCUGUAAGGACGGUGGUGUGUGCCGGAGGGCUUCUGGCCACAGGGGUUUCCACAGUCCGGACGUCCCUGUCCCCAUUACACACAGCCUGGACACUGUUGAUUCCCCUACCCUGUGAAAUCCAAAGGGACAGUGGGGGUCCUUUCUAGAGUAUCCCCCCAGCAUCGGGAAGUGCCCCUGAAGGUCAGCAGGGCUGUUCCCCCACGCCCUGUGUGAUCAGACACUGCCUCUACAGCCAGGCUGGCAGUGGUGAGUGGGCGCCCCCGCCCAGCCAGACAGGCCUGCCCCUCACCCCCAUGUGGUCAGCCUUGAUCUGCUCCCGGCACAACCAAGACAGUGUGCCCUAACCAGCCCCACAUGUCAACCAUGAGGACAGUGCCUCAACAAAGAAAUGUUGGGACAGCUCCUCUCAGGCCGGUUGGCAUCUGGGGCUGGAUAGCUGAGUGGCACCAGGUAUUUCCCACGUGUCAACUCCAUGUCACCCCCAGGGGCACCACGCAGGACGGCUGCCUCCUGACCCCAACAUUCUCAGCCAGGUGGCUCCUGCUGGCACCCGUGCAGUCCAGCUGGCCAGCACCCAUCCUGUCAGCGCCCCAGGGCACACUCCUCUGUCUGGGCUGAACGGCCUCCCCAGCCAGGGCCUACAUUCGGGAACCUGUGUGCUAGGUGGGGAUAGGUGUCCUGCCUCCCUCAGCAACCCGAGGAGCAUUGGGAUGGGCUGAGUGGUCCCUAGGGCUCUCCUUCCAGGGAGAGGUACCCAGGUAGCUCUGUGGCCAUGUGCAUGUGGGCCCUGGGUGCCCUAUAGAGGUCCCCAUCAGACACCUUUCUGGAGAGGCCAGGCCCCCUGCAGGGACCCUUUGGGGAACAGGGUGGGCUGUGGGGCAGGCAAGCGUGGAUGGUGGUGGGGAGCCCAAGACCUGGAAAGGUCCCUGCUGCCCUGGACUGGGGCUGGUGGGGACAGGACUCUGAGCAAGUGAAGAGCCAGAUCUGGGGGCUGUGGCCCAGGGAGGCUUCAUCUAAGAGGGACAGUGACAAGAGACAGGUCAAGGGUGGGCCAAGGGAAGGAGAGUGGUUGGUAGGCAGGGACAGUCUAGGGGUCAGUUCCAGGGCUGGGUGGUCAGAGAAUGGGCUGUGGGAACCCAACUGUGAAACUCUGAGGAUGGGGAGAAGGUGUGGCCCAGGUCCACUAAUGUGAACCUCCUCCUCGUUCCUGGAGGAGGGUGGUUACAGCCCUGUUUGCUGCGCUCACCUUAGGCUAAGCGUGGCGUCAUGUGGACCCUCAGCUGUGCUGUGCAGUAGAUGUAACAGGCCAGAGAGGUGCAGCGAUUUAUUCGGGGUCUCCCAGGCAGUCAGAGACACACAGGCAGCAUGGGCAGCACCACCUUGUCCCGUAGGCACGGUGCCAGGAGCUCGUGAACAUCUUAGAAAAAAAAGUGAAUACUAUGAUGAUGAAUGUAGCCAGAUUAUGUUUGUCUUUAAGCCGAGAGUCAUGAAAUGUUUCAGAGGGUUUGGUUUUAUUUUUUGUAGCUAUGCAGUCUCACUGUGACGCAGGCAGAGUACAUUGGCACAAUCAUAGCUGACAGCAGCCUGCAACUCCUGGACUCAAAUGAUCCUUCUGCCUCAGCUUCCCAAGUGGCUGAGACUACAGGCACGUGCCACCACACCUGCCUAAUGUUGAAAAUUUUUUGUAGAGAUGGGGUCUUGCUGUGUUGCCCAGGCUGGUCUCAGACUCCUGGCUUCAAGCACUUCUCCUGCCUCAGCCUCCCAGAGGAAGGAGAGACAGGACUGGGAUACCUGUGCCCCAGCCUGGGAUACCUGCCGGUGCUUCCUCAGCUAGGGGCAUCCUAGGGCUGGGCUGUCCUCUGUGAGCCUGGCUCGGCUGGUGCCCUGGAAGGCAGCCUGGGCAUGGGCUGAACUCCAGCCUAGCCAACUCCCUAAUGGCCCCUUCCACAGUGUGACCAUGCUUGAGGGCAGGAGUGGUCCCAGUGCCCCCACCCCUAGUCAUGUGUCUCCCUGCCCCUCCAGGCCCCUGGCCCCAACAUGGCCCGUCGCUCCCAGAGCUCCUCGCAGGGGGACAACCCGCUGGCACCCGGGUACCUGCCACCUCACUACAAAGAGUACUACCGCCUGGCGGUGGAUGCACUGGCUGAAGGUGGCUCAGAGGCCUAUAGCCGCUUCCUGGCGUCCGAGGGGGCACCUGACUUUCUGUGCCCUGAAGAGCUGGAACAUGUGAGCCGACACCUUCGGCCCCCACAGUAUGUUGCCCGAGAGCCCCCCGAAGGCAGCCUUCUCGACGUGGACAUGGAGGGCUCCUCGGGUACAUACUGGCCGGUGAAGUCAGACCAGGCCGUGCCUGAGCUUGACCUGGGCUGGCCCCUGACCUUUGGCUUCCAGGGCACCGAGGUGACCACCUUGGUGCAGCCGCCACCCCCCGACAGCCCCAGCAUCAAGGAUGAGGCCCGCAGAAUGAUCCGUUCUGCCCAGCAGGUGGUGGCCGUGGUGAUGGACAUGUUCACUGACGUGGACCUACUCAGUGAAGUACUGGAGGCUGCAGCCCGGCGGGUCCCAGUCUACAUCCUGCUGGACGAGAUGAACGCACAGCACUUCCUGGACAUGGCCGACAAGUGCCGGGUCAACCUGCACCACGUGGAUUUCCUGCGUGUGCGGACCGUGGCGGGCCCCACCUACUACUGCCGCACGGGAAAGUCCUUCAAGGGCCACGUCAAGGAGAAGUUCCUGCUGGUGGACUGCGCUGUGGUCAUGAGUGGGAGCUACAGCUUCAUGUGGUCCUUCGAGAAGAUCCACCGCAGCCUGGCACACGUGUUCCAAGGAGAGCUGGUCUCCAGCUUCGACGAGGAGUUCCGCAUCCUCUUCGCUCAGUCCGAGCCGCUGGUGCCCUCGGCCACGGCCCUGGCCCGCAUGGACGCCUACGCCCUGGCUCCAUAUGCCGGGGCCGGGCCCCUCGUGGGCGUCCCUGGGGUCGGGGCACCAACCCCCUUCUCCUUCCCUAAACGAGCGCACCUCCUGUUCCCACCACCCCGCGAAGAGGGCCUGGGCUUCCCGUCUUUCCUCGACCCGGACCGCCACUUCCUGUCGGCCUUGCGCCGGGAGGAGCCGCUGCGGAUGCCGGGGGGCGCCCUGGAGCCGCACGCGGGGAUGCGGCCACUGUCGCGGCGCCUGGACGCGGAGGCCGGGCCGGCCGGGGACCUCGCGGGCGCGCGGGGCUUCUUCCAGGCGCGGCACCUGGAGAUGGACGCCUUCAAGCGGCACAGCUUCGCGGCCGAGGGCGCGGGCGCCGUGGAGAACUUCGCGGCCGCGCGGCAGGUGUCGCGACAGACGUUCCUCAGCCACGGCGACGACUUCCGCUUCCAGACCAGCCACUUUCACCGCGACCAGCUCUACCAGCAGCAGUACCAGUGGGACCCGCAGCUCGCGCCCGCUCGCCCGCAGGGCCUGUUCGAGAAGCUUCGCGGGGGCCGCGCGGGUUUCGCGGACCCAGAUGACUUCACUCUGGGCGCCGGGCCGCGCUUCCCGGAGCUCGGGCCCGACGGCCACCAGCGGCUGGACUACGUGCCGUCCAGCGCGUCCCGCGAGGUGCGCCACGGCUCGGACCCCGCCUUCGGGCCCGGCCCCCGUGGUCCGGAGCCCAGCGGGGCCCUGCGCCCCAACCUGGCCCAGCGCUUCCCCUGCCAGGCGGCGGCCAGGCCCGGCCCAGACCCCGCUCCCGAGGCGGAGCCGGAGCGCAGGGGCGGGCCGGAGGGGCGGGCCGGGCUGCGGCGCUGGCGCCUGGCCUCCUACUUGAGCGGCUGCCAUGGCGAGGAUGGGGGCGAUGACGGCCUCCCGGCGCCCAUGGAAGCCGAGGCUUAUGAAGACGACGCGCUGGCUCCGGGGGGCCGGGCAGCUGCCGGCGACCUGCUCCCCUCGGCCUUCCGCGCCCCCGCAGCCUUCCCCACCAAGGUCCCGGUGCCAGGCUUGGGCGGCGGCGGCGGCAACGGCCUGGAGCGGGAGGGCCUGGAGGAGCCCGGCCUGGCCAAGCAGGACUCCUUCCGUUCGCGCCUGAACCCCCUCAUCCAGCGCAGCUCCAGGCUGCGCUCCUCGCUCAUCUUCAGCGCGUCACAGGCCGAGGGCGCGACCGGGACUGCGGCGGCCACCGAGAAGGUGCAGCUGCUGCACAAAGAGCAGACAGUGAGCGAGACGCUGGGGCCUGGCGGAGAGGCCGUGCGCUCCGCGGCUUCCACCAAGGUGGCCGAGCUGCUGGAGAAGUAUAAGGGCCCAGCCCGUGAUCCCGGCGGCGGCGCGGGCGCCAUCACAGUUGCCAGCCACAGCAAGGCCGUCGUGUCCCAGGCAUGGCGGGAAGAGGUGGCGGCCCCAGGUGGCGUGGGAGGCGAGCGCCGCAGCCUCGAGAGCUGCCUGCUGGACCUGCGCGACUCCUUUGCGCAGCAGCUGAACCAGGAGGCGGAGCGGCAGCCGGGAGCCGCCUCGCUCACCGCGACGCAGCUGCUUGAUACGCUGGGCCGGAGCGGCUCUGACCACCUGCCCUCCCGCUUCCUCUCUGCCCAGGGCCGCUCCACCUCCCCCCAAGGACUGGACAGCCCUCUGCCACUGGAAGGGCCCGGGGAGCGCCAGGUGCCCCAUUCUGAGCCAAAAGCGAGCCCCACCUCGGCUUACCCUGAGCGGAAGGGGAGCCCCACGCCUGGGUUUCCCACUCGAAGAGGAAGCCCAACGACAGGAUUUAUCGAGCAGAAGGGGAGCCCCACCUCAGCCUACCCCGAGCGCAGAAGCAGUCCUGUGCCCCCCGUGCCGGAGCGCAGGGGCAGCCUCACCCUUACCUUCUCCGGAGAGUCCCCGAAGGCCGGGCCCGCGGAGGAGGGGCCGAGCGGCCCCAUGGAAGUUCUGCGCAAAGGCUCCCUGCGCCUCAGGCAGCUGCUGAGCCCCAAGGGCGAGCGGCGCAUGGAGGAUGAGGGUGGCUUCCCAGUGCCGCAGGAGAACGGGCAGCCCGAGAGCCCGCGGCGGCCGUCACUGGGCCGGGGUGACAGCACGGAGGCUGCCACAGGAGAGGAGCGGGGCCCCCGGGCUCGCCUGACCUCAGCCACGGCCAACGCCUUGUACAGCAGCAACCUUCGGGAUGACACGAAGGCCAUUCUGGAGCAGAUCAGCGCCCAUGGCCAGAAGCACCGUGUGGUCCCUUCCCCGGGCCCCGGCCCAGCCCACAGCAGCCCCGAGCUAGGCCGUCCACCGGCUGCUGGCGGCCUGGCCCCAGAUAUGUCCGACAAGGACAAGUGUUCGGCCAUCUUCCGCUCAGACAGCCUGGGGACCCAAGGCCGGCUGAGCCGCACGCUGCCGGCCAGUGCGGAGGAGCGCGAUCGGCUGCUGCGCCGCAUGGAGAGCAUGCGUAAGGAGAAGCGCGUGUACAGCCGCUUCGAGGUCUUCUGCAAAAAAGAGGAAGCCAGCAGCCCCGGGGCUGGGGAGGGCCCGGUGGAGGAGGGCACCAGGGACAGCAAGGUGGGCAAGUUUGUGCCCAAGAUUCUGGGCACGUUCAAAGGCAAGAAAUGAGUCUCUUGGCCCAGCAGCCCAGGCCAGGGUGUCCGAAUUGCUGCCACAGCCACCCGGAGCCCCCACGGAGCAAGGAGAGCACUGCUCCUGUGCUUGAGCGGUGGCUGCCAGGCCACGGCUGCUUGGGGCUUGGCUGAGUGCGCCACAGCUCGGCUCCUAUUGGGGCUCACCCGGCAGCUGCCCUCUGUGCCCCUGGCCUCCCCAGUACUGGGGCUCCAGCCCCUCGCCACCAGUGCCUUUCUUCCCUCAGCACUUUCUUUCCUCAGUAUCUUCAUCUCUGCACCAUCAGCCUUGCCUGGCGCAGAGUCUGGCUCUGCCAUCUCUCUCUGCUUCAGUGCCCCCAUGCCAUUUUUUUUUUUUUUUUUUUUUUGAGAUCCAAGCUGGAGUGCAGUGGUGCCAUCUCAGCUCACUGCAACCUCUGCCUCCCAGGUUCAAGUGAUUCUCGUGCCUCAGCCUCCCAAGUAGCUGGGA